GUCCUCAGAAAUUAGUUUUCAAAAAACUGGAAACAGAGUCGCCAAAAACACCACCAACCUCCUUAAAUUUUCUCAUGCAAAUGCUGUGACUGUCUCGUUCUCUAUUCAAAGAUUCAUCCAUUCAUUCAUUCGUUCAUUCAUGUGAAUAGGGUUCACAAAUUUUUUAUCUGAAAAGUGAGAAGUGAGAACCCACCAGCAUUAGACCCAUAUGGCUGCCUACAGAGCAGACGACGACUACGAUUACCUCUUCAAAGUGGUGUUGAUUGGAGACUCUGGCGUCGGAAAAUCCAAUCUCCUCUCCAGAUUCACCCGCAAUGAGUUCAGUCUCGAAUCCAAAUCCACUAUCGGUGUUGAAUUCGCCACCCGGAGUAUUCGGGUGGAUGACAAGAUCGUCAAGGCUCAGAUUUGGGACACUGCUGGCCAGGAGAGAUACCGUGCAAUCACCAGUGCAUACUACCGAGGUGCUGUUGGUGCACUCCUUGUCUAUGAUGUCACCCGACAUGUUACAUUUGAGAAUGUGGAGAGAUGGUUAAAGGAGCUCCGGGAUCAUACUGACUCGCAUAUUGUGAUAAUGCUUGUUGGCAACAAGGGAGACUUGCGUCACUUGCGUGCAGUUUCCAUUGAUGAUGCCAAGGCAUUUGCUGAGAGAGAAAACACUUUCUUUAUGGAGACAUCUGCCCUUGAGUCCAUGAAUGUUGAGAAUGCAUUCACUGAAGUGCUCACUCAAAUAUAUCAAGUGGUUAGCCGGAAAGCCCUUGAUAUUGGGGAUGACCCUGCUGCUUUACCUAAAGGGCAAACCAUUAAUGUUGGAACCAAGGAUGAUGUUUCAGCUGUAAAGAAAGCUGGUUGCUGCCCCUCCUAAUAGCAGACGUGAAUGAUCAGGAAGUAGGAAGUAGCCUACCUUCUCUUCCUUGCCAUAAAAUUUCAAGAUUUCCUCAAGGCAACUCAUGGACUAUGACUCUCUAAUUUUGCUUCUAAUAGUGUCAGUUUGAUUGAAUGGUGGAGCUUGACUGAGCUUGGCCAAAACUUUUGAGUCUAGAGGAAUUCAGCUUUCUUCCGGAUUCUCUUUUCAUCUGGUGCCAAGAAUUUCAUAAUAUUUACUUUACUUUUUGCCCACUUUGUGUAUUGUUUCACUUACUUUUUAACUGCUAUAGCUUGUGCUGUUUUUAGUUUUUUCUAGAUUAGAAAUGUUGUGGGACAAGCAGUAAAAUUUUGUAUCUGAUUGAAUGAUAGUUGUUCAAUGCUGGAAGAUGAAAUUGAUGAAUUGUUUCCUCCAUAAUGUCUUAGUAAAGAGGCUCCUCAAUAAGCAUCUGGAAUUUCAUGCAGUCCCUGAAUUGUGUUUUACAGGCGAUGAUAAAUGCUCAAACUAUGUGACCGUAACUGUGCUUUGUUCUUGCACUACUAUUUCAAAUUAUAGCUUGUCUUUUUGUUGUUUGUUUUUUCUUUUUCAUUUCUUGGAUUUUCUUUCUUUCUGUUGUAAGAUUCUACCAGGCUAGCUAAGGCAGCAAAGCUUUCUUGGCAUUGUCUGGAGGUAGGGGCAAACACUGGCUUCUUCACUCUGCUAAUCUCAUCUAACUUCCCUGCAAUAUUCAGCAUUUUGAGUAGCUUUUACAAUUCUCUUUGAUGCAUCUUCCCCUCUUUAUGGAUUUGCUACUGUCAAAUAUGAGUUUAUGCUUUAACUAGUCGCAUCAAUGUUUGCCAUUCAACGCAAUUUUGGCUCAUCUGAUAUUUUUCAAUCUACCUUCAAUGGAUAAGCCACUCUGUUUCCAUCAAAUCAUAAAUGAAUUUCCUUCAGAUUGGUUUGCUGUCAAUGGAUUUACAACUAGUUUUGUUCCCUGCAUGCCUAAUGCAUUCCCACAAACCUCAAAGGUACGACUUGCUGUUAACUUUACUGAUGUUAUUUAUUUGUGCAGGAAUACAUUUAUGACUGUUGACAAAUAUUCUCUAAAAUUUGGAUUGUUUGGGUUAAUUUAGCAUGUUUACAGUCGCUAUGAUUACAUAAAAAUGCUGGAUACCUUCUAGAUCACAUAUGCAGUAAAUUGUGGUUCUUCUAAUUAUGGCUCACCAUGGCACAGUAUGUCUAAAGUGUUCUUGUGAAUCCCUCGAGUCUCAGACAUUUCCAUGGCUUCCUCUGUAUGUCCCUAACUCUACUAGAGAACUGGUUCUUUUGAGGUCUCCACCAGAGAAUUGUGUUCGUUGUGCAUGGUGAUGCAUCCAGGAUCUCAUUGCUGCCGAUAUCAGCCUCCAAAUACCUAUGUUUUCUAACAUAAAAUCCUGGAAAUGUUGCAUCUGACCUCCCACAUAGAUUGCCAGCGAAACUGUUGAUGUAGCUCCUGUUGCUAAGAAGAGCACCCAAAGGCUGUCUGGGCUAAUGCUGUGAUCAUCUUCAGCUUCCACUUCCAAGCAUUUCUGGGAGUGGACCAACUUGUUACGUAAGUACAUUAUCUCGCCCUUUUCAUACAAUUUCACCACCGCUUCUGAGAUGUCUGGAAGUAUAGUUGAACCCUUUGGAAACACCUGAAUAGAACCACAACAGAACACAGAAGAACAGACUUCAAGACUUUUUUCUUUCGUCUCUCCUUUUCCCUUUGGUUCUCAGUAAGAAAAGUAAAAGAUGAGAACUAGGUAAAGAAGGAUAGAGAAUGGGAGAGAUUCAGAUAACUGACUCACAAAGCCUAAGCCUCCAACUCUGAAUGUUGGCCCAACAGUAACAAAGCCCUUGCAGUACUGGGCAAGAAACACUUCUGCGUACAAGGAUUCCAUGAAGGACUUCCUCCAGAUAUUUUGGGAUAAAGGACCGCAAGCUGCAACCAACCACAAAAUUGUUAUCCUUGAGGGACUUGACACUGGGUUUGAGCUGCUGGACAGUGAGCAGGGUGCUGAGAUUGGCUGUGUAGCUUUGUGUUAUGACCAGUGCCACAAACAGCCAAACCACCAUGGACAACCUUGAUAAAUUGCUAUGCAACUUCUCCCCUGUGGUGACCAAAGAUGUAAACUUCAUUCAAUAUUGAAACUGGUGAUGGAAGGGAAAACAGGAUGAAUCCAUUUCAAAUCUGUGAAAACCAGAAUGGAUAUCAACUUACCAUGUAAAGAGAAGAGAGUAGUAAAGGACAUGCAAAGCAAAGUUGCUGUUUGGCUCAGUAUAGAGCCUUCAAAUGCUGAGGUAUGAUUUCGUUCUAUUAGCCAUAGCACACAACCACUGUAAAUAGUUAUUACACCAGUCAGCACCCACAUGGCCUUGGUGAAGGGUUUGAUGAACAACCACGGUCUACUUUCUGUUUCAGCAGGAACUAUCAUCACCAAUCCAGGUUCGCUGUAGGGGUGUGUAAAAUCUGCGUGUUUCCAUCGCUUUGAAAUUAUUGAUAUAUCACCUACUACUGCAUCAAAUUCCUGAACCAAUUUUCCAUUUAGAUAUGCUUAAGACAAGUUAUAGUAUCAAGGAACAAAGGAAAAAAGAUCUCUUACUUUGAGAUGAACCUGCUCCACCAAUGAAUCAUAGUUGCCACUGUAAGGAAUGAGCUCAUAUGUUACAGGGUAUUUCAGGUGUUCUAGAGUUGCAUUGAAAACCUCGAUGGAGAAUCCGGUAACAGAAUAAUGGCUUCCAUCAUAUGUCACAUUAACGAACUGUUUGAAUGUUCCAUGUUGGGGGACACCAAUCCGCAAUGGUUUUUGGCUUGUUGGAAGAGACCAUCCUCUUGGAACAGACCAAGGGCCUCCUGGCCACAGCACUUGUCCAAGGACUUGAAGCUGCCUACUGUAUGUAGAUUUCUUAUUGGUAGUCUUGGAGAAACCUGAUCCCUCGAACCAGAACCCGAGUUCUCUGUAACUCUUUCCAAUCACAUUAAUAAUCUGAAAGAUGCGCUGUGGAGCCAAGCUUCUCCUGUUGAAUUGGAUUCUACUGUUUAGGCCAUGGAAAUCACUGAUUGCUAUUCUUUCUAAAAAUGGUUGGAUUAACCCUUUUUUGCUGCUUGGAGCUGUCUCCAUUGCAAGAGCCACAGACCAUACAGCAUCAUAUGCCUGCAGAGCGAAAAUACCAGGCUCAUGGUUGUCUUCCUUGGGAUACAAGGAAUGAAACUUCUCUCUGAAUCUGAGAUAGAAACCUUGGAACCGUGGUCCACUUUGAGAGAAGUAGCUCCUCACUCCUAGAAUGCCUUGCAUUGAUGAGAUGAUUGCAGAAUUCAUGGAAUGUAUAAGAUUUGUAGUUCUGUCUGUAAUGAUCCAAACAUAUCCCUCUUCCAUCAUGCCCAAUUCAUUAGCUGUUUCAAAUAGAUGUGCUGCCAUUGAUAAAGAGGAAUGAAGCACAAAGACUCUUGAUUGCCUUCCUUUAAGUCCCUCAAGCUCACCUGAUAAAGGAGAAGAGGAAUUGACAGUAAAUGGUGGAAGAGCCAGAAGGUAGCCAAUUUCUGAACCCACUUGCUUGAGGGCAUCGGCAAGACAUGGAAUGAUAUCAGUGGCUGCAGAGUCAGUGUCCUCAUAUAUUACAGUGAUCCAACGCCAUUGCCAGGACCCAACAAUGGCAGCCACUGCGUUCAUUUGCAAGUAUCUACUUGGUGAGGCUUGAACCAGGAAUGGCCACCGAUCUGUUGCCCAUUUGGGAGUUGAAUCAGCCAAUGAAAGAAUAGGAAUACGAGCUUGGCCACCAACUUCUGCGACUAAAGACACCUCCUCCCAAGUAUGAAGGCCUACAAUGGCCUGCACUUGCUGCUUCUCAAUGAGGUCCAUGGCUGCACUUCAGAUCAUUAUGGUUAGAAACACUAUUCAUUAUCUUUCUUUUCAGUUCAUAUGAAUCCUACUUCGCUUUUUUUCA
Molecule: messenger RNA, 4807 nt
Organism: Vitis riparia (riverbank grape)
Lineage: Eukaryota; Viridiplantae; Streptophyta; Magnoliopsida; Vitales; Vitaceae
Product: ras-related protein RABA1f
Exons: 3
Coding region: 209-862 (217 amino acids)
Cellular component (GO): endosome
Molecular function (GO): GTP binding; GTPase activity
Source: RefSeq, a predicted model, not a curated record